This is a messenger RNA of Fragaria vesca subsp. vesca, 493 nucleotides long. RefSeq names its product protein AAR2 homolog. Lineage: Eukaryota; Viridiplantae; Streptophyta; Magnoliopsida; Rosales; Rosaceae. Gene Ontology annotation, biological process: spliceosomal tri-snRNP complex assembly. The record is from RefSeq and is a predicted model, not a curated record. The transcript is spliced from 4 exons. The coding region runs from base 1 to 360 and encodes 119 amino acids.
AUGGACGCGGAAACGGCGGUGGAGGCGGCGAAGCAGGGCUCGACGCUUGUGCUACUGGACGUGCCUCAGUACACCCUCAUCGGCAUCGAUACUCAGAUGGUCUCUGUAGGCCCCGCCUUCAAAGGCAUCAAGAUGAUCCCUCCCGGUCCUCAUUUCGUCUCCUAUUCCUCAUCCACCAGAGACGGCAAGGAUUUCUCACCCGUUACCGGCUUCUUCAUUUUUUCCGGGCCAUCUGAGGUAAUCGUACGCAAGUGGGAUGCACAAGAGGAGCGGCUUGUCAAGUUACCACAAGAUGAGAGAGAUAUUGCUGUGCAGUUAGAAAUUGGGAGUUUGACAGAUUUCUUGGUCCUUAUAAUCUAAGCCAGUAUGGAGAUUGGAAACGAUUAUCUAGCUACAUUACAAAGACCAUCAUUGAACGGAUAGAACCCAUUGGAGGAGAAAUUACUGUUGCCUCAGAAUCUGCCCUGCAUAAAUCCACUCCUAAAACAGCCAA